AUGAUGAUGAUGAUGAACAACAGGAUGAAUGACAAUCAAAAGCAACGGCCAAACCUAUGCCGUCACCAGUCUUUGCCUAUUUUAGCUUCUUGUCGUCAAAACAAAUAUACCCCAAAUGCCCCGGCGGCGCUCCUCCCCCGUGAAGAUAGCAACAACAACCAAGAUCAUGAUGGACAUGAUUCUUCAGACAACACCGCCGCCCGUGGGAAAGCAAAAGAUGAUCUUUCGCUGGCUCCGAACGACCGCUGUCCAACUUGCGACACCCAGUUGUACCGAGUAUGUAGAGCAUUUUGGAGACUGAACCGCAAGAAGAGGCACUUUGCCAAACCACUGACGAUUCCUGGUAAAGUUGAAAACGGACGCUGUUUGGUUUGUGUUGAACUUCAUUGGGAUCAACCACUAUUGAUCCCGCCUCCACCGCCUCUCAAGCGGCAAAUCAAUAUCAUUUAUCAAGCUUUCAAGGAUGUCUUGUCUGAUUCGAUUCAUAAGCCUUCUUCGAAACCAAAGUUUGUCUAUGAGGGCGACUACAAUGUUUAUGGACAACGCCAUGGUGAAGGAAAGAUGACAUGGGACGAUGGAAGCAAAUAUGUUGGGAGCUUCUUCAAUGGUCUUCGUGACGGCAAGGGCACACUUUACCUUCAAGACGGCUCCGAAUAUUGUGGUGAAUGGCAAUUGAAUGAAAUGCAUGGGCACGGAACUAGGCGUUUUGUCAACCAAGACGUAUAUGAGGGUCAAUAUAGACGAGGCAAACGUUGUGGCCUCGGCAAAAUGCACUUUGUCAACGAUGACUUGUAUGUUGGAUCCUGGGAGAAUGAUAAAUUCCACGGCCGUGGCAAGUACUUUUUGCACUCUCGUGGACUUGCCUUGGAAGGUAACUUUGAAAAUGGAAGGAAAACUGGAAAGUUCAAGAUUCAGCAUCCCAAUGGAAGUCUAGACAUAUUCAAAUUCGAACGAGGCCUAAUUGUAGGACAUGGAGUUCGAUGGAAUGCCAACCGUGAUAAGACUUGGAUGCUGACCAGACCACAUGCUUCCGAUGAAUGCUGGUACCUCGGACAAAAGGCGAGACAGAAGCGUAUUCCAAUUGUUGAAGCGGUUUCUAUUGGGUACGAAUGUGAAGAUACUGGAGCAUCGCCCGAACCUCUGACGACUAUGAUAGCUAUUUCCACUGCAGUUCCUCGUGUCAACGGCAGAGCAAUCAUUUAG
This is a messenger RNA of Cylindrotheca closterium, 1203 nucleotides long. The record is from the annotation of a GenBank genome assembly. Lineage: Eukaryota; Bacillariophyta; Bacillariophyceae; Bacillariales; Bacillariaceae.